UGUCCAUCCCUUCAGGGAAACCCUGGAAGACAGUGAGGUAUAGAGCAGCUUAUUUUCUUCUCUUCCUGGUGUCUCACGUCCCUCUGUAUCCCGAGCCCCCUCAGUGCCCGUCAGUGCUGGGGCAGAAGCAGCUUUAUCUGUCCUGCUCAGCUUCUUGAAGAUUUUCAGCAUGGAACAUCCUUGUGGUCUUCUCACCCUCUCUAAGCAGCCAGUGCCUCUCAAGAGCAUCUCAGUGGAUGUGUCUAUCAAUCAGUUUGUGGCAGAUGUGUCUGCAACCCUGGACUACAAGAAUGAGGAAACAGGCCCUGUGGAAGCAUUGUUUGUGUUCCCCAUGGAUGAAGACUCUGCUGUUUAUAGCUUCCAGGCUCUGGUGGAUGGGAAGAGUAUAGUGGCAGAAAUACGAGAAAAGCAGCAGGCUCAGGAGGACUAUGAGAAUGCCAUCUCCCAAGGCCAGGAAGCCUUCCUACUAGAGCAGGAUAGCAGCUCUGGGGACAUUUUCAGAUGUAGUAUAGGAAAUCUUCCCCCUGGCCAGAAGGCUGUUGUCACCCUGAGCUAUGUUCAGGAACUGUCCCUUGAAGCAGAUGGGGCUGUUCGAUUUGUGCUGCCAGCCAUCUUGAACCCACGCUAUCUUCUCCAAGAAUCUGCUGAGACUGACAACAUCACCUCUCAAAUUGCCCGGAUUCCUGGCAAGGAGCUGCCCUACACUUUUAGUGUCAGUGCCAAUAUCUGCUCCUCUAAUGGCAUUGAGAAG
This is a messenger RNA of Gracilinanus agilis (Agile Gracile Mouse Opossum), 751 nucleotides long. RefSeq names its product von Willebrand factor A domain-containing protein 5A-like. The record is from RefSeq and is a predicted model, not a curated record. The transcript has 5 exons. The annotation marks the transcript as partial. NCBI's taxonomy places the organism in Eukaryota, Metazoa, Chordata, Mammalia, Didelphimorphia, Didelphidae.